This is a messenger RNA of Gadus chalcogrammus (walleye pollock), 3291 nucleotides long. RefSeq names its product adenylate cyclase 2a (gene adcy2a). Gene Ontology annotation, molecular function: adenylate cyclase activity. Gene Ontology annotation, biological process: adenylate cyclase-inhibiting G protein-coupled receptor signaling pathway; adenylate cyclase-activating G protein-coupled receptor signaling pathway; intracellular signal transduction. Lineage: Eukaryota; Metazoa; Chordata; Actinopteri; Gadiformes; Gadidae. Gene Ontology annotation, cellular component: plasma membrane. The record is from RefSeq and is a predicted model, not a curated record. The transcript is spliced from 26 exons. Bases 1 to 3291 code for a protein of 1096 amino acids.
AUGUGGCAGCAGGCGAUGAGGAGGAAGAAGUACCUCCUGGAGCGGGCGGGGGAGUCCGGGGCCGCGGGAGAGAGACGGAUCAGGUCCCCGGACUGGCUGUACGAGUCCUACUACUGUAUGAGCCAGCAGCACCCUCUCAUCGUGUUCCUGCUGCUCAUCGUGAUGGGAGCCUGCCUGGCUCUCCUGGUGGUGUUCUUCGCUUCGGGACUGAACAUCGAGGACCACGUGGCCUUUGUCAUCACGGUUCCCACGGCGAUGGCCAUCUUCCUGGCCGUGUUCGUUCUGGUCUGCGUGGAGUCCAUCUUCAAGAAGCUCCUUCGCGUCUUCUCCCUGGUGAUCUGGGCCUGCCUGGUCGUCAUGGGUUACCUCUUCAUGUUCUUCGGCGGGAUCAUCUGUCCCUGGGAUCAGGUGUCCUUCUUCCUGUUCAUCGUGUUUGUGGCGUACACCAUGCUGCCCUUCUCCAUGAGGGAGGCCAUCAUCGCCAGUGUCCUGACCUCCACGUCGCACACCGUGGUGCUGAUUGCGUGCCUGUACGCCACCACCGACCGCAUGGGCCCAGUGGUAUGGCAGAUCCUGGCCAACGUCAUCAUCUUCAUCUGUGGCAACAUGGCGGGGGCGUACCACAAACACCUGAUGGACCUGGCUCUGAAGCAGACCUACCAGGACACCUGCAACUGCAUCAAGUCUCCCAUCAAACUGGAGUUUGAGAAGCGCCAACAGGAGCGUCUGCUGUUGUCCUUGCUGCCAGCCCACAUCGCCCGCGUGAUGAAGAACGAGAUCAUUCAGCGCCUGCAGGGGCCCAACUUUGGCCAGAUGGAGAACACCAACAACUUUCACAACCUCUAUGUCCAGAGACACACCAACGUCAGCAUCCUGUAUGCUGAUAUCGUAGGCUUCACGCGGCUGGCCAGCGACUGCUCCCCAGGAGAGCUGGUGCACAUGCUGAACGAGCUGUUUGGCAAAUUUGAUCAAAUUGCCAAGGAGAAUGAGUGCAUGCGGAUCAAAAUCCUCGGGGACUGCUACUACUGUGUGUCCGGACUGCCUGAGUCCCUGCCCAACCACGCACGGAACUGUGUCAAAAUGGGGCUGGACAUGUGCGAGGCCAUCAAGAAAGUUCGAGACGCCACCGGCGUUGACAUCAACAUGCGUGUCGGAGUGCAUUCUGGGAACGUGCUGUGUGGCGUGAUCGGGCUUCAGAAGUGGCAGUAUGACGUGUGGUCACAUGACGUCACACUGGCCAAUCACAUGGAGGCAGGAGGUGUACCGGGGCGAGUCCACAUCACCUCGGUGACGCUGGAGCACCUGAACGGGGCGUACAAGGUGGAGGACGGGGACGGGCAGGAGAGAGACCCCUACCUGAAGCUGCACGGGGUCAUCACCUACCUGGUUAUCAACCCUAAGGUGGAGCGUCGGAGCCCCCAGCAGCACUACCGGCCCCGCCACACGGUGUACGGGGCCAAGAUGAGAGCCUCGGUGCGCAUGACCCGGUACCUGGAGUCCUGGGGGGCCGCCAAACCCUUCGCCAACCUGCACCACCGGGACAGCAUGACCAACGAGAACGGCAAGAUCAACACCGUCGACGUGCCAAUGGGGCAGUACCAUUUCCAGCGGAGAUCAGAGAGAACCAAGUCCCAGAAGAAGCGCUUCGAGGAAGAGCUCACAGAGAGGAUGAUCAGGACCUUUGAUGGGAUCAAUUCUCAAAAACAAUGGCUUAAAUCCGAAGACAUCCAAAGAAUAUCGUUAUUCUUUCACAACAAGUCCUUGGAGAAGGAGUACCGGGCAACAACUCUGCCGACUUUCAAGUACUACGUGACCUGCGCCUGCCUCAUCUUCUUCUGCAUCUUCAUCGUGCAGAUCCUGGUCCUGCCAAAAACGACCAUCUUGGGGAUCUCCUUCGGGAUGUCUUUCCUCACGCUCUCACUGAUCCUAGUCAUCUGCUUCAUCGGACACUUCCUGCACUGCAGUAAGAGCACGUCGGCCUCGUGGACCUGGUUGCUGCGCUCGUCCGGUAUCAUCGCCAACAAGCCGUGGCCCCGCAUCACGCUCACCAUGACGACCACCGCGCUCAUCCUGGUCAUGGCUGUCUUCAACAUGUUCUUCUUGGGGGAGUCUGUGACCUCGCCUGUUCCGGUUUAUAAUUCAUCCAAUGAGACGUUUUUUUACAACAAUGGACAACCAAUGAGCUCCAUUGAUAAAAAUGGCUUCUACCUCCCGUACUUCAUCUACAGUUGCAUUCUGGGCCUGAUCUCCUGCUCGGUGUUCCUGAGGAUCAACUACGAGCUGAAGAUGAUCAUCAUGCUGACAGCCGUGGUGGUUUACAACAUCAUUAUACUACAGACGCACGCGUCCCUGCUGGAUGAAUACAGCACGUUCCUGUACAGGACGGAGACGCUGGACAGGCCCGGUGUUCUCAAAGACCUGAAGACAAUGGGCUCUAUCUCCCUCUUCAUCUUCUUCAUCACCCUUCUUGUGCUGGCCAGACAGAAUGAAUAUUACUGUAGGUUAGACUUCCUGUGGAAGAACAAGUUCAAGAAGGAGUGCGAGGAGAUCGAGACCAUGGAGAACCUUAACCGCGUGCUGCUGGAGAACGUUCUGCCCGCGCACGUCGCAGAACACUUCCUGGCGCGCAACUGGAAGAACGAGGACUUGUACCACCAGUCGUAUGACCUGGUGUGCGUGAUGUUCGCCUCCAUCCCGGACUUCAAGGAGUUCUACACCGAGUCUGACGUCAACAAGGAGGGCUUGGAGUGCCUGAGGCUCCUGAACGAGAUCAUCGCCGACUUCGAUGAGCUUCUGUCCAAGCCUAAGUUCAGUGGGGUAGAGAAGAUCAAAACCAUUGGCAGUACGUAUAUGGCUGCUACUGGGCUCAACGCAUCGCCUGCACCCGAGCACACAAUGCAGCACGACCGACAGUACAUGCACAUCGGGACCAUGCUUGAGUUUGCCUUCGCGUUGGUGGGAAAACUCGACGUGAUCAACCGGCAUUCCUUCAAUGACUUCAAACUCAGAGUCGGUAUCAACCACGGCCCGGUCAUCGCGGGGGUGAUUGGAGCCCAGAAACCGCAGUACGAUAUCUGGGGGAACACAGUGAACGUGGCCAGCCGAAUGGACAGCACCGGAGUCCUGGGGAAGAUACAGGUGACCGAGGAGACCAGCCGUAUCCUUCUCACGCUGGGCUACAUGUGCUCCUGUCGCGGCAUCAUCAACGUCAAGGGCAAAGGCGAGCUCAAGACCUACUUCGUCCACACGGAGAUGACUCGCUCGCUCUCCCAGGGGAACGUCAUGCCUUGA